This is a messenger RNA of Pseudomassariella vexata, 2223 nucleotides long. Its product is annotated as copper amine oxidase. The record is from RefSeq and is a predicted model, not a curated record. Bases 1 to 2223 code for a protein of 740 amino acids. Gene Ontology annotation, molecular function: copper ion binding; primary methylamine oxidase activity; quinone binding. The transcript is spliced from 3 exons. Gene Ontology annotation, biological process: amine metabolic process. NCBI's taxonomy places the organism in Eukaryota, Fungi, Ascomycota, Sordariomycetes, Amphisphaeriales, Pseudomassariaceae.
AUGCAUCCCCUGCGGCCACUUUCGGAAGAUGAAUUUCUCAAGGCGAAGGACAUUCUUAUCAAGUCAUAUCAUGUAGACAGCAACCUACUCUUCCGGUCCAUCUAUAUUGAGGAGCCCCCAAAAGCGGACUUGAUCAAGUUCCUAGCUGCUGAACAUGGGGAAGCAGGCCGAAAUGAGUCGGUACCCAGCCUGCCACGACUGGUCAAGUUCGUCUACGAUGUGAUCAAGGGGCCAGGAGAGCAUCAGCUCACUGAAAAGAUCAUCGAUAUCAACUCGGAAGAGGUUGUGCACCAUCAGUCGUACCCAGCGUGGUGUCAAAGCAGUUAUACCAUGCCAGAAUUUGCGGCCUUUCAAGAUGCCUGUGUCUCCUCUGACCUGUUUAAGGAAGCUCUGAAGGAAUUUGAGCUGUCCUCGAACUUCGCUAUCACCAUUGACCCCUGGCCAUACGGUGGCCUCGAGGCUGGCGAGAAGAUGCCUCGCUACAUGCAAGGUCUUGUGUACGCCCGCGAUGCAUCCAAAGACAACUUGGACUCAAAUCAUUACUCAUAUCCCCUUCCCAUCAUCCCAGUCAUGGACGUAGUCCACAAGAAACUUGUCCGGAUCGACCGCCUCGCAACCGGCGGCCGGGACGACCCUCUCGAGCCAACCCCGCCAAGCGGGACCCCCAAGAAGCUCUUCACGGCCAACAAACCCGCUGAAUACGUGCCCGAGCUGCUUGACCGUCCCCUACGCACCGACUUCAAGCCCAUUGAUGUAACCCAACCCGAGGGCGCCUCGUUCACGGUGCAAGACUCGUCCCUCGUGACCUGGCAGAACUGGCGCUUCCGCAUCGGCUUCACCCCGCGCGAAGGCGCGGUCCUGCACGACAUCUGCUACGCCGGCCGACCGAUCAUCUUCCGGCUCUCCUUCUCAGAGAUGACGGUUCCCUACGGCGAUCCGCGGCCGCCGUACCAUCGCAAGCAGGCAUUUGAUUUCGGCGACGGUGGGUGUGGCCGCGCGGCCAACAACCUGCAGCUCGGGUGUGAUUGUCUCGGCGCAGUGCACUACCUGGAUGCUUGGCUCACCAAUACGGAGGGUAAGCCGACGCUAGCUAAGAACGUGGUAUGUCUGCAUGAGCAGGACAACGGCAUUGGGUGGAAACACACCAACUAUCGGACAGAGCGCGCCGUGGUGACGCGGCUGCGUGAGUUGGUCGUGCAGUUCGUCGUUACGCUCGCCAAUUACGAGUACAUUUUUGCGUACAAGCUCGACACGGCGGGCGGGAUAACGAUCGAGACGAGAGCCACCGGAAUCGUGAGCGUGGUUCCCAUCGACGAGGGCAAGACAAGUAGAUACGGCAAUGUGGUCUCCCCCGGCGUCCUGGCGCAAAACCACCAGCACAUCUUCGCAGUGCGGAUCGACCCGGCUAUCGAUAGUUACGAUGCGGGAAGCACGCACGUAGUGCUGGAAGAGAGCCAUCCCGUACCCAUGAACCCCGAGACGAACCCUUAUGGGAACGGGUACAAGAUUCGGCGCACGCCCGUCACGAGGCCUAUGUUUGCCGAUGCGGAGCCAAAGCUCAACCGCACGGUGAAGCUGGAGAACGCGAACAAGAAGAAUGAGACCAGUGGCAACAAUGUGGGGUACAAGUUCAUCCCCAAUGCGACGCAGUUGAUGCUCGCGGACCCGGAGAGCACGAUGGCUAAAAGGGCGCCGUUUGCGAGACAUCAUCUUUGGGUUACGGGGUAUCGGGAUGGGGAGCUGUGGGCUGCGGGCGAUUUUACGAAUCAGAGCCAGAUGGAAGUUGGCGGGGUAAAAGCUAUGGUGGAGCGGGGAGAUUGGUUUGGUGGUGCUGAGAGGACCGCAAAUGACCGUAAAGGGGCUGAUGGGGAGGCCAAUGGCAACGGUAGUGGCAAUGGGAGCGGAAAUAGCCAGGGCAAGCUGAGUAUUCCGGUUGUGUGGAAUGUCUUUGGAUUGACGCAUAACCCGAGGACCGAGGACUGGCCAGUGAUGCCCGUCGAGAUCCACCAAUUACAUAUCCGGCCAGCGGACUUCUUCACGACUAACCCUGCCCUCGACGUCCCGGGCACCAAGAAUGACACUAGCGUCUUAGUGUCCUGCUGUGGUAAAGAGAAGACCACUGCUGAGAAUGGAGGCAAGGCUAGUGGUGAGGUUCAGCGGGACCCCGUCGUGCAUUUGCAAGGUACGGGGUCGGAUAUUGACCCCAAGAACAUUGGGGGCUAA